CAGUGUGCCGUCUGUAAUAUGGGAUUCUCGCAAUGUCAGCUUAAACCUAUCAAGGCCCAUCAGGCACCGCCCGAACGACCUCUCAAAAGUAUCGUGGACGACCUGCAAGCUCAAAUUGUUGUGCUAGAAAGUUCGCAGGCGACACCAGAUAUUCACGCCACUAUUGCCAAGGGGAAGACAAGGAAGCGGUUGAUGCUGCAAUGAUUCCCCUCCUGGCCGACUAUGUUUUUCGCUACCCUGACGGCGCGAAAGAGGUGGCCAAGAUCGACAAGUGGAUGGGCGAGGGCACGUAUCGUUACACUGAUCUGGAGCGUCCUGUGGUGAAGAUGCCGAAAUUGACCAAGGAGGAGCAAGAGGUGUUCGGAAGUCAGGAUAACGAAAACACAGAUGACAGCCAAAGCGACCAAAGCCAGGAAACUGAAGAUGCCAUUGUCCAUGAUGAAGCGGAGGAUACGGACGGCUCAGAUACCGAAGGCGCGGAUCUGUUGGAGCAAGAAUCUGAGCACUCCGAGGACGGCGACAAUGGAGACGAAUUGGAUUCCGCAAACGACGAAGGCGCUAGCUCGCGCGCCUCCGUUGCGGCCGCAGAAUCUGAGGGAAUAGAUGAGACCGGAUCAAUAGACGCUCAAGAAACGAUGAAUGAGAGCGCACCAGCGUUGGAAAAUCAUCAUGUAGGAGUCAAUUGCGAUGGAUGUGGACAAGAAGAUAUCGCGGGAACCCGUCACAAGUGCAAACAAUGCGCCAACUAUGACCUCUGCACUGAUUGCCAUAGCUGCGCCUCGAUCAUCCAUCCAGAACAUACCUGGUUCAAAUUCGCCUACCCUGGUGAUAUCGGUCCAGAAACCCACGAGCGCACGCGAGCUGACUUAGCUGUCAUGCUCAAUGGGCAUCCGGGAGUCGCUUGCGCUCAAUGCCAAAACCCUCAGAUCUAUGGGAUCAGGUACGUAUGCUGGACUUGCGAGAGGUCCUUCUGCGAGCGCUGUCACGAGGAAGUUACUGUCAUCUGCGAGGUCGAUAAUUCAGGCGUUCCCUGUUGUGGUUUCUACAUCAAAGAGCCUCCUGAAGGGGAAGCUGAUGAGGAAGAGCCUACUGAAGAGGGGCCCGGAGAAGAGGAAGACGGCGCAAUCGAUGGCGCCGAAGAUGUUAACGAAGACGAAGUGGAACGUCCACCACAGGAGUUCGACUGCACUCCAGAAAUUCAGCGUCUGGCCAAACUCACCAACGCUGUAUUGUUGACUUGUAUCUAGAUCGCUCAGAAUAUGAACAGCGGCCCGACAUUGUUGAGCCGCGAAGACAUGAC
Filobasidium floriforme is the source of this 1300-nucleotide messenger RNA. RefSeq lists its product as uncharacterized. Lineage: Eukaryota; Fungi; Basidiomycota; Tremellomycetes; Filobasidiales; Filobasidiaceae. The coding region runs from base 201 to 1247 and encodes 348 amino acids. Gene Ontology annotation, biological process: aggrephagy; mitophagy; endosome organization. The record is from RefSeq and is a predicted model, not a curated record. Gene Ontology annotation, molecular function: protein kinase C binding; zinc ion binding; K63-linked polyubiquitin modification-dependent protein binding. Gene Ontology annotation, cellular component: aggresome; amphisome. The transcript has 7 exons.